AUGGAGCCCUUUGUGUUCAGCCCUCUUCCCCACAAGAUCAUCUUUGGACAAGGUUCAAUCCGUCAACUUCCGCAAUGCCUGCAACAACUUGGCUUCCGACGGGCCCUCGUCCUAUCAACUCCCUACCAAAUUGACCAAGCAAAGCAAAUCAUUGAUAUUCUUGAGUCGUACGUGGAAGCCAGUUGGAUCUUCUCUGAGGCUACCAUGCACACUCCCUUGAAUAUUACGGAGAAGGCUCUCGCAUUUUGCCAACAGAACAGCCCCGACGUCCUGGUUUCUAUCGGAGGCGGUAGCACCACGGGACUUGGCAAGGCCAUCAGCUUUCGCACAGGGAUAUACCACAUCUCUAUUCCUACAACAUACGCUGGUAGUGAGGUGACACCAAUUCUCGGAGAAACCGUCGAUGGCAUCAAAACGACCAAGACGCAGAUUGAAAUCUUGCCGAAAACCGUUAUAUACGAUGUCGAUUUGACUCUCACGCUUCCUCUUCCCAUGUCGCUCACCAGCAUCAUCAAUGCGAUCGCCCAUGGUGUCGAGGCUCUCUACGCCCCCAACACGAACCCUAUCGUCAGUCUAAUGGCCGCUGAAGGUGUACGGUCUCUCGCAAACGGAUCAUACGAGCUACUCGACGAUCCCGAUUCCAUUGUCGCUCGAUCGACUUGCCAAUAUGGAGCUUGGCUCUGCGGAACAUGCUUAGGCAGUGUUGGCAUGUCUCUGCAUCACAAGCUAUGCCAUACAUUAGGUGGCUCUUUCAACUUGCCCCAUGCCGAGACACACACGAUUAUUCUCCCGCACGCCUUGGCGUACAAUGCUCCCAGGGUUCCCCAGGCGAUGAAGGUUCUGGCUGGGGUGCUUCCGGACAGCCAAGGGGAUGCUCUACGGGGCCUGAACACGUUACUUAACAAGCUUGGUGUUCCACGAAGCUUAAAGUCCAUUGGAUUUAAGGAGGAAGAUAUUGACAAGGCGGCUGAUAUUGCCGUCAGUAAGUCUUAUGCCAACCCAAGGGAAAUUGAUAGAGAUCUCAUCAGAGAGGUCAUUCGGAGAGCAUGGGCUGGUGAGGAUGCGAAGGCAGAUUUGUAA
This is a messenger RNA of Fusarium proliferatum ET1, 1080 nucleotides long. Its product is annotated as putative alcohol dehydrogenase, class IV. Gene Ontology annotation, cellular component: mitochondrion. Lineage: Eukaryota; Fungi; Ascomycota; Sordariomycetes; Hypocreales; Nectriaceae. The coding region runs from base 1 to 1080 and encodes 359 amino acids. The transcript has a single exon. The record is from RefSeq and is a predicted model, not a curated record. Gene Ontology annotation, molecular function: maleylacetate reductase activity; metal ion binding; alcohol dehydrogenase (NAD+) activity.